This is a messenger RNA of Betta splendens (Siamese fighting fish), 2902 nucleotides long. RefSeq names its product caspase 2, apoptosis-related cysteine peptidase (gene casp2). Bases 170 to 1492 code for a protein of 440 amino acids. The record is from RefSeq and is a predicted model, not a curated record. Lineage: Eukaryota; Metazoa; Chordata; Actinopteri; Anabantiformes; Osphronemidae. Gene Ontology annotation, molecular function: cysteine-type endopeptidase activity. The transcript is spliced from 11 exons. Gene Ontology annotation, biological process: proteolysis; regulation of apoptotic process.
GCCAAAACAGUGACCGUUUGCAUGUCUGGUACCCGCGGAAGUGUUAGGAGUAUGAAGGAGAUGUUGUUAGUUUGCGUGAAAUGCGUGAAACCCUUCGAUAGUUUGUUGUAGCUUUUGUGCAAUCUUCGGUAUUUUGUUGCAGAAACAAGAAAAAAACGGUUUGAGCAGGAUGUUGGAGUGUGGCAUGCUGGAGCGGGACAGGAAGACUCUCCAGAGAUGCCACAAGGACCUGGGCAAACAGCUGGUGGUGGACGAGGCGCUCAUCCAGGCACUGCUGGCAGACAACAUCCUGACGGAGAGCAUGGCCGAGACGAUCAUGGCCGAGCCAAUUUCUCAGAAACGAAGCUUUCGUUUGAUACUCCUCCUACCAAAGCGAGGCCCCAGAGCCUUUAGCAGCUUCUGUUUAGCUCUACAAGACACUGAACAGCAGCACCUUUGUGACCUGCUUACACAGUCAGCAGAGAGAGAUGGCGAAGAGGUGUGUGUAGAGAGAGCCGUUGCUUCUUCUCUUCCAUUUCCCACACAAGAGAGUAUUCCAGCCAAGAGAGCACGUACACAUGAUUCCAUGGAGUGUAGUCUGGACGCUGAUAGUCCCAUCAACACUCCUGUGCUCCCUUGCACUCCUGACGUUUACCUCUCUCACUGUCAGCAGGCUUACAAAAUGAGUUCAUCUCCUCGUGGUUUAGCCUUGGUGAUUAGCAACGUGACGUUCGACACUCGUGCUGCUCCUGGACUUGACCCCAGGAAGGGGGGUGAAGUUGAUGAUGAAGUCCUCAGGAAAGUCUUCACGGAGCUGGACUACACAGUUUAUGUCCACAGAGACCUCACUGCUCAGGACAUGAGGACAUGCAUUGAGAACUUUUCUCGUGAGCCAAACCACAGAACGGUGGACAGCUGUGUGCUGUGCCUGCUCUCCCACGGAGUGGAAGGAGCGGUGUAUGGCACAGACGGACAGCUUUUGCAGCUGGACUGGGUAUUUGAGGCAUUCGACAACGCACACUGUCCUCUCCUUCAAAACAAACCAAAGAUGUUUUUUAUUCAGGCCUGUAGAGGAGAGGAGAUGGACUGUGGAGUGGAGAAGACAGAUGGACCAGCGAGAACCACCUCACCAAGCUGUGAACAGCAGGAUGCUGGGAGGGAGGGCUCAGACUUAACAGAGGGCCGAGACAUUGGCAGGCCCAGAAUUAAACUGCCCCAGCGAUCUGACAUGAUCUGCGGCUUUGCAUCUCUCAAAGGUCAGAAACUUUGCACAGCAGCCAUGCGAAACACAAAGAGAGGAUCCUGGUUCAUCCAGGAACUCAACACAACACUCCGCCUUCACGCCAAAGACAUGCACCUUGCAGACAUCCUGGUGAAGGUCAACGGGCGUAUCAAGGAGCGAGAGGGUUACGCCCCAGGCACCCCGCACCAUCGCUGCAAAGAGAUGUCAGAGUUCACCAGCUCAUUGUGCAAAGACCUCUACCUGUUCCCCAAGUACCAGCCCCAGUACUGAUUUGCAAACACGCACUUGAACAAAUCAAACACUUAUAGACCAUUCCUUGCAUUGAAACCUUUGAAUAAGGGCACACAACUGGUCAUUCCUCAGCAACUACUGCCACACACGCUCACAUUCUCCUGUUAGAGCUUCACAUCCUCAUCCAUUCAUUCAUUCAUUUCAUGUAUAUAUUGUUUCCACAGACCCAUUUGCACAGACUCUCACACAAUGUGCAGCGUCUGAGCACACAUUUGCCACGUGUCUGUAUCAAUGCCAGUGACAGGGUCUCCAUGUUAAUCAUUUUUAACCUUUAGAUUUUGUUUUCUGACAGAAGAGGUACCUUGAGGAUUCACCACUCUCUCUUUUUAAACAGAAUUUUGUACACAGAUCUAUUUUUGUGCCUUUAUUUUAUAUCAAAUAGUUUUAUAGGGGUUUAAAUCCCAUUGUCUUUGUCCUUUUUGUACAAGUCUUUGUUGCUAUACAUUUUGAUCAUCUCUUGGUUUUUAGCACAGUCACAGACAGGGGGCAGCACAGCAGAGACAAAUAACAUUUCUACUACUAGAGAGUAAUUAUACUUAGUUCAUGCACUUCAAACAAAUCUUUACUCUUAUUAGUACACUUUAACCUUUAGUGUUGCUGCAUCCAGUUACAGUGAAGAUUAUACUGUAAAAAAAUGCAGGUUCUGUUCUCAUAAGCCAAAGGUUUAAUAUAGGCUUAUUUAUUUUCUUACAUAGAUUGUUGCACAAAGAAGAAAAAAAAAGCAUUGAUGACAGUUUUAAAACUAACGUCUUUUCUUGUCAGUCAUUUCACUCAUGUUUGUUCAUUUGACCUUCAGCUUCGUAAGAGCACCAACCUAAACCCUGCAAAUCUCUCCUCAUGCUCGCUGUGUUAUUGUAGAUGUGUCCCUAUCAGGGUGGUGGGCUGCCAGGGGAAUGUGGUGCUGCCUGUCGGGUCAUACACCUACUGUAUGAACUCUGACCUUUACUCUGACUCUGACUCCUAAUAGUGUUUCUCCCUGUGUGGGCGUUUCACAUUUAGCUACUACCAACUGUUCUGAUCCAUACUGUAUCAGACACAGUAAGGAUGGAUUUUUUUUGUAUUUUACUUGUCUUCCAUUGACAGUAUGCAGUUUUCUAUCUGGCCUGUGCCAUGUGGGAAUGUUUAAUUAGACACAUUUAUUACCAUGGUGGUGCUUUCGUAUGAUACUGUGUCACUUUGACACCCCCUCUUCCACACAGAGACAGAGCUUGUUUAGUUACAACAGUGUUGUAGUAAGAAAGAAACAUAUGGAAUAUGAGGUGUAAACCGUACUCAUAAGAAGCAUGGAGUUUACCCUGGUCUGGCCUUGGAUUAGUAUGAAAGGGUAACUCACCUGCAGAGUGAGAAGUUGGCUGUGCUGCCAAAGCUGUGUGGUGCAGUGGGGCUGGG